UUAUUUCAAAAUGGAAAUCUACUGUAACAUUAUAAAUCUUCCGGCGCCGAGCUUUCGGUCAGUAAUAUGUCGAGUGGUGGUUGUUGUGUGUCAGGGCCCAGCGCUGCGGUGCUCAGCGGACGUGUUGUUCCCUCGGACGGAGCGGCACAGUGCUCCUGACGUGAAGCUGCGCUGUGAGGCUCUGCAGCAGAUCAACCGCACCGUGCAGGAGGAGGAGGCUUUCUACCAGAAACACAUCCCGCCUGACAGCGCCGUCUCUGCGCGCGACAUACCAGACAGCUACGGUAACAUGAGCGAGGAGAUGCAGCCGUUCUGGCGUUUGGCUCGUGUGGCCGCGUCCUUCAUCAUGCUCAGAGAGUCCAGUGAGAACACAGAGUUCAACAUGGUUCAGAUGGCCAGCGUCACCCAGCAGGAGUCGAGCGAGGAGCAGCUGAUGUUGGAGUUUGUGGUUCUUCUUCAUGACCUCCCCUCGCAGGAGAUCGUUCAGUGGAAGCUGCUGGCGUCCUGGUCUCCAGACAGAGGCGUCAGGGUCCUGCAGACCGAGUGGCAGCCCAGAUGCCCUCACGCCACCAAACCACCCAACUAACCCUGUGCUGAAUGUGUGCCGGCCAUCCAGACCAAUAAAGACCGACCGAUA
This is a messenger RNA of Sinocyclocheilus grahami, 637 nucleotides long. RefSeq names its product latexin-like. The record is from RefSeq and is a predicted model, not a curated record. The transcript has 4 exons. Bases 11 to 586 code for a protein of 191 amino acids. Gene Ontology annotation, molecular function: metalloendopeptidase inhibitor activity. Lineage: Eukaryota; Metazoa; Chordata; Actinopteri; Cypriniformes; Cyprinidae.